AUGUACGACUUGCAAUGUGAAUAUGUUGGAAAUGAAAGCCUCAUGGAAUAUUGCAUGUAUGUGGCUGCAAUAUUGCUGCUGGAGGAGACCGAUGAUCCUUCAAGGCUUCGCCAUGGGGAAUCUUCUUUAGCGGGUAAAUCCGACGAUUCUUUCCUAACGCGCGAACAUAUCGCAUGGCAUGCCUGGCAGGGUGACUCACGACAGAGGCGCGUGGUUGUUACCAAUCUUGAGAACGAGGAGAACAUGGAUGAUUGGUGGACAACAAACAGGGCACACAUCGAAAAUUCCGGCAUUAUCCCCGUUACGCAUGUCUGCAUCACAACUAUCAAGGGCUACCAAAACGCCUACGCAGCACGAUACUCCGAAUCCAGGGAGAAGGUGCACAAUAUGCUUAAGGAACUUGGAAGUAGUGGUGCGUGCUCGGUGGACGUGAGUAGUUGGUUUGCGCGGAUGUGCAAGAAGCUGCGGGAGUUCUUGGUUCCGGCCAAGGGAUUGGGGAGGAGUCGUCAGAAGAUGCUGCAGAUGCUCACCAAGCGUUGCAAGUUGCGCAAGGAGGAUGCAGUAAAGCUUCUUCAAAGGAUUGACGCGGAUGUAGAGAACUAG
Suillus clintonianus is the source of this 603-nucleotide messenger RNA. RefSeq lists its product as uncharacterized. Bases 1 to 603 code for a protein of 200 amino acids. NCBI's taxonomy places the organism in Eukaryota, Fungi, Basidiomycota, Agaricomycetes, Boletales, Suillaceae. The record is from RefSeq and is a predicted model, not a curated record. The transcript has 3 exons.